AUGCAGGGUGAAACAUCGAUAGCUGUCCGAAAACGGAAGUCAAAGACAUUUACUGGAUGUUUUACUUGUAGAUCCAGAAAAAUACGAUGUGAUCUCCAGCGACCUUUCUGUCAAAAUUGUAAGAAAGCAGGAUGGACCUGUGGUGGGUACAAUAUAAAAUUGAGAUGGCUGACACCGGUUCAGUUCAAGAGAAAUGGAAGAAAUCCAUUACAGAAACCUGUUGUAUUUGAAAAGGAAAAAGAAGCCGAAAACGAUGCGGGCACAUCAGCAUUCUUUCAAAGAAGACAUGUCGGAUUUGUCACCUGGAACGAAAAGAAAAAUUUCAAGCCGUAUGAGACAUACGAGGAAAUUGACCAGGAUUUGAAUGCUCUACGAGGCUCUGAUAAGCUAUCCGAUACAACACUCAAGGGCCCCUUUGGCGUUUUUGCUCCCAAUGGUAUUCCGAAGACCACGUUGGCACAUCCGAAUUUAACAGAUUCGAUAUCUUCACCUGUGACGAAGCAAAUUACACCUGGUCUCCCUGAUAUUAGCAAUCAUGGAAAUGAGCACAUGUGGCUUUCUAAUGAAUUGAGAGAGCACGCCCUCUUGACUGCAGCAGCACUCAAUGGAGAUCCCCAGUUUUUGGACCUUGAUGUCCAGCCUUACGGCUACCAAUCUAUUCCUGACUCUCUGUCUGAUCUCUUAAAUUUCUUGUUUCAUAAGACUUCACAAAAUCAGGCUCUGAAUUCGCAUUCCAAUCCUCUCGCUACACCCUCUAACCACGUCACAUCUCAAGCACCCUCAACAAGAUAUAGUCCCAGUGUGGACACAAUGAGCAUACCUGAGAAGCAGGGACUGGAGAGUGUGGCCAUCAAUCAAGGAAACCAGCACCUAUUCUACUCCAACUUCAAUAACUUCUACUACAACAAUCCUUAUCAACCUAAUGAAACACUCGAGAUUCAAUUACACGCUAGCUCCCUGAAACAUGACGACGAGUCGACUGAUCUUGUUGAAGGUGACACUUCACAAACUACACAAAUGCCAGAAGCUCUUAUGUCGAUCGUAAGAAGCCCCUUACAGCCAAAGUUGGGCUUUGAUGUGUCUUUGCCAAAAAACGGAGUUUUGUUACCGACAACAGCACUACUGGUCGAGCCCCUCACCCGUUAUCUUUUAAAUUACUAUGUGACACAGGUUGCGGAUUUGAUGACAGUCAUUCCUCUCACAGAAAAUCCCUGGAAAACCAUCUAUUUCCCUAGGGCAUUAAUGGCCAUUGGAGAACUCUCGGCUCUUGGGAAAACUUCAAUCGCCAAAAAUGCUUUACUUAACGCCUUAUUGGCGGUAUCUGCCUUCAAUUUGCAGAGUAAAUUCACUAAAAAUUCCAAUCAAAUGAAAUUUUAUCUCAAUUUGGGAAUUAGGCUCCGGAAUCAAGCCAGUUUGUUUGUCAAGGCAUUACUUGACUCGCAUGGGAAUACACAAAAUGGAAUAGCCCAAUGUGUUGCGUCCGAAAAAUACAAAGAUACGCUUUGCGCCGUCAUGUCGAUGAUAUCCGUGGACUUGGUGUGGGGGACCAUGCAAGAUACGAAUUUUUAUAUCCGAUGGUGUGAGAAGGUCAUCUACACCAAAAUGAAAAAUAAGAAAAAGCUUUCGGCAAAGGGCAAGAUUUUACAUCGGAUUUUCCUGAGUCUCAAGUUAAUUCAAGAUUCUACUUGCCUCGACGUUGGCAACAUUAAAGACGACUUUAAAAUGACGUCGCAAUUUGGAUAUGAUGUGAAAACAAGAUUUGAAGUUGAACUACAAGACAACAAGACGAAAAGUGACAUCAAAUACAUCAUGGACGGAUCUGUCAAAUCUUCGCCUAUGUUCGUUAACAUGAAACUUAUCAACACCAACAAGAAUGAUGAGAAUUUUGCCACUGACGCAUUAUAUGGCUUACCCAACUCUCUCAUUUCACUUUUCAGUGAGACAGUGCAACUUUUACGGAAAAAGAUUUACCAUAGGGAUCUAUACAAUGCAGAGCCAGAGAACUUCCAGCAGCAAAGCUUCAACUUGAAAACUAAGCUCCAAAGCUGGAAAUUGGAUUGGAAGCUUUACGAAGGGAAUGAUGCAAACAAGUCAUUUUUCACAUCAAUGCAUGAGGCCACAUUUCAUCACAUCAUGUCCUUUUAUCACGCGUUGUCGAUAUACUUCAAUAGACUUAUUAUGGAGACUCCGCCAGAAGAAGUCCAGGACAAGGUCGCGAAGACUUUAGGGCACUUAAACCUGAUACAAAGGCUUAUAGCGAAAGACGAAGCACAUAUAAUUCCCUUGUUUUGGCAAGGCUUUAUUGCAGGCUGUGAGGCAGUGUCGCCAGAUUUGCAGAGUGAUUUUAAAAAGUGGGGUGCUGAUAUUGCACAAUAUUUGGGAAGUUAUUGGGGUGCAAGACAAAUCAUGCUCGAGGUUUGGCGAAGGAAGAAAGUUAAAGAAACAAGGGACGAUUGGGUUUGUGUGAUCCAAGACUGGGAUAUGAAUUUAAUGCUCAAUUGA
Molecule: messenger RNA, 2502 nt
Organism: Metschnikowia bicuspidata var. bicuspidata NRRL YB-4993
Lineage: Eukaryota; Fungi; Ascomycota; Pichiomycetes; Serinales; Metschnikowiaceae
Gene: ARG81
Product: Arg81p
Exons: 1
Coding region: 1-2502 (833 amino acids)
Biological process (GO): regulation of DNA-templated transcription
Molecular function (GO): DNA-binding transcription factor activity, RNA polymerase II-specific; zinc ion binding
Source: RefSeq, a predicted model, not a curated record